Molecule: messenger RNA, 1291 nt
Organism: Uloborus diversus
Lineage: Eukaryota; Metazoa; Arthropoda; Arachnida; Araneae; Uloboridae
Product: 1-acyl-sn-glycerol-3-phosphate acyltransferase epsilon-like
Exons: 9
Coding region: 1-1167 (388 amino acids)
Cellular component (GO): mitochondrion; endomembrane system
Molecular function (GO): acyltransferase activity
Source: RefSeq, a predicted model, not a curated record
AUGGCCCACGAGUCUUGUGGCCUUUGUAUGUUCAUUAAAAUGUUACAGUUUCACAGUAACAUGUCGGCCAAAGAAUGCUUGAAACAUGUGAAGAUGGUAGUGCCUACGAUUGUCAUGUUCGGUGUCGUUCCUCAGUAUUUUCUUAUUUGGUUGACAUGGAGAUUUAUGUCAUGUUUACUACCAUCAUGGAUUUAUCAAGCUGGGGAUGACAUGUAUUAUUCUGUGUACCAAAAACUUGUUCUUUUCUUUUUUGAGCAUGUUGCUGGAACUAAACUGAUCCUUUAUGGAAACGUUGAUGAGGUAGUUGCAAAAAAAGAAAGAGUAAUAUAUAUUAGUAAUCAUCAAAGCACUGUUGACUGGGUCAUUGUUCACAUGCUGGCCGAUAGACAAGGAUCUAUAGGUCAUGUUCGUUAUGUAAUGAAAGACUCUUUGCAACUUGUUCCAAUGUACGGAUUUUAUUUUUAUGAGCAUGGCUGUGUUUUUAUCAAGAGGCAUUAUUUUGAUUCUAAUAAAAUGAUUUCAAACUUGCAUUAUCUACAAAGUGAAAAAAUACCAACGUGGAUGGUAAUAUUCCCAGAGGGAACAAGAUAUAAUCCUCAGUCGUCUGAUAUCAUUGAGAAAAGCAGAGCUUUUGCCAAGAGCCGAGGUCUUGUGCCUUUGAAGCAUGUUCUUACUCCCAAACAUAGAGGUUUCCACAUUGCUUUGGAAAACAUGAAAAAUAAUCUUGAUGCAAUUUAUGAUGCUACUGUGAUUUAUUCUUGCACUAGAGACAAUAAGAAAACUCUCCGCACCAAGGCGCCAUCAAUGUUUGAAUUUGUUACUGGUUGCUGUGAUGCAGUGUAUGUGCAUAUCAAUCGUAUUGAUAUGUGUAGCAUUCCUGUUAAUGAGGCAGAUCUGAAGUCAUGGCUGCACAACAUAUUUUUGAAAAAGGACAGGAUGCUUGACGACUACUAUACAGGGAAAGCUUCUCCGUCCAAGUCUCUCUUGCAAUCCAAAGGAAUUCAGUCCCCAGCUAACUUUGUUCAAAAUCUAGGCUGCUUUAUUUUUUUCGUGACAUUGAGUGCGCCCUUUGUACUUACCUCUUUCGGCCGGUCGCUGUACUGGAAAACCUGGGUUUUUGGAACUGUAUUCGGCUACUUCUGGCUAGGCAUGAAAUCAGUCAGUUGAUUUUUUCUAAUAUAGUGAUUCAAAUCUUAUAUUUGUUGAUGAGCCACUGUUUUAUAUAAAGUGCUGGGAUCAACUUGCUAGUCUGAAGGAAUUUCUAGUCUUUAGGAGGGAAAAGGAUUAUGUG